AUGCAGCCGGCAAUGAUGAUGUUUUCCAGUAAAUACUGGGCAAGGAGAGGGUUUUCCCUGGAUUCAGCGGUGCCUGAAGAGCAUCAGCUACUUGGCAACUUAACAGUAAAUAAAUCUAACUCUGGCAAAAAUGAUGAUAAAAAAGGCAACAAGGGAAGCAGCAGAAGUGAAACUGCUCCUGACAGUGGCAAGACGGCGGUCGUGUUCUCCCUGCGGAACGAAGUGGGUGGGUUAGUAAAGGCAUUGAAACUCUUCCAGGAAAAGCAUGUCAACAUGGUUCAUAUUGAGUCCAGGAAAUCCCGGCGAAGAAGUUCAGAGGUUGAAAUCUUCGUGGAUUGUGAGUGUGGCAAAACAGAAUUCAAUGAGCUCAUUCAGUUGUUGAAAUUUCAAACCACAAUUGUGACAUUGAAUCCACCAGAGAACAUUUGGACAGAGGAAGAAGAGCUAGAGGAUGUGCCCUGGUUCCCCCGGAAGAUCUCGGAGUUAGACAAAUGCUCUCACAGAGUUCUCAUGUAUGGUUCUGAGCUCGAUGCCGAUCACCCAGGGUUUAAGGACAACGUCUAUAGACAGAGAAGAAAGUAUUUUGUGGACGUGGCCAUGAGUUAUAAAUAUGGUCAGCCCAUUCCCCGGGUGGAGUACACAGAGGAAGAAACGAAAACGUGGGGUGUUGUGUUCCGGGAGCUCUCCAGACUCUAUCCCACCCACGCUUGCCAGGAGUAUCUGAAAAACUUCCCUCUGCUGACCAAAUACUGUGGCUACAGGGAGGACAACGUGCCUCAGCUGGAAGACGUCUCCAUGUUUCUGAAAGAAAGGUCUGGCUUUGCAGUGAGGCCUGUGGCUGGGUACCUGAGCCCACGAGACUUCCUGGCAGGACUGGCCUACAGAGUGUUCCACUGCACUCAGUACGUGCGGCACAGCUCGGACCCCCUCUACACCCCGGAACCAGACACAUGUCAUGAGCUCUUGGGACACGUUCCACUACUUGCAGACCCUAAGUUUGCUCAGUUUUCACAAGAAAUAGGCCUGGCAUCUCUGGGAGCAUCAGAUGAAGAUGUUCAGAAACUAGCAACGUGCUAUUUCUUCACCAUCGAGUUUGGCCUUUGUAAGCAGGAAGGACAGCUGAGGGCGUACGGAGCGGGGCUGCUGUCCUCCAUCGGAGAGCUGAAGCACGCUCUUUCUGACAAGGCGUGUGUGAAAGCCUUCGACCCGAAGACCACGUGCUUGCAGGAGUGCCUCAUCACCACCUUCCAGGAAGCCUAUUUUGUCUCUGAAAGUUUUGAAGAAGCCAAAGAAAAGAUGAGGGAAUUUGCGAAGUCAAUUACUCGGCCCUUCUCAGUACACUUCAAUCCCUACACACAGAGUGUUGAAGUUCUGAAAGACAGCAGAAGUAUUGAGAGCGUCGUGCAGGACCUCCGCAGCGACUUGAAUACAGUGUGUGAUGCCUUGAACAAAAUGAACCAGUAUCUGGGGGUUUGA
Molecule: messenger RNA, 1476 nt
Organism: Equus caballus (horse)
Lineage: Eukaryota; Metazoa; Chordata; Mammalia; Perissodactyla; Equidae
Gene: TPH2
Product: tryptophan hydroxylase 2
Biological process (GO): aromatic amino acid metabolic process; serotonin biosynthetic process
Cellular component (GO): neuron projection
Molecular function (GO): tryptophan 5-monooxygenase activity; iron ion binding
Source: RefSeq, marked provisional